Molecule: messenger RNA, 850 nt
Organism: Pelobates cultripes (western spadefoot toad)
Lineage: Eukaryota; Metazoa; Chordata; Amphibia; Anura; Pelobatidae
Source: the annotation of a GenBank genome assembly
AUGGACAAUGAGUCUGUAGCUCCCUCUCCCACACAUACGAAAUCCACAAACAUCCGCGGACACGUGUGCCCCCCGACCUCCAAAGUGCACACAUCUCCCACUGCUCUUAUCCAACAAUCAUCCAUAGGGAUGGAAGGUGGAAACAAGAAAAGAGAACAUACCCCUUCAGUCGCACACCAAAGGAACCGCGGCAGCCAUCUUGCUCCCAGGAUAUGGAGGAGACAGGCACGGAGACGACGGGAGCGAACCAAGAAGGGCACACAAUGCUCCUUUAAUGAUAAGGGACCUACAAUCCCUGCUCCAAGACGCUACGAUGGACAUCAAGUCCCACGUGGCAUCAGAGCUCAACAAGCAACUUUCAGGCCUAAAGGAGGAACUCGGGGCCCUGGCGAACAGGACUAAUCAAGCAGAGGCGCGCAAUACUGACCUCACCACCAAAACCCAGGCACACUCUCAAGACAUUGUCUACCUCCACUCGAGGCAAGUGUCCAUAGAGGAAGGCCUGGAAGAUCUCAACAACAGGUCCAGGCACAACAAUAUCUGGAUUAGGGGACUACCCGAAACGGUUGCCACAGAAGGCUUACACAAUACACUCCAAGACCUGUUCAAGAAUAUGCUCCCGAACCCAUCUGCACAAGACCUCACCCUCGACUGGGCUCACAGGACCCUCUGCCCACAAGCCCUGAACCCUGCUACUCCCAGGGACAUCAUAACCUGUCUCCAUUUCUUUGCCGUUAAGAAGCUACUAAACACCACUAGAACAACCCCGCCGCAAUUCCAAGGGGCCUGGCUCUCCUUCUACCAAUACCUGGCACCCUCUACCCUCAAAAAAUGGAGAGAUCUCAAAUAA